Messenger RNA from Penicillium subrubescens, 570 nucleotides. Its product is annotated as Actin cytoskeleton-regulatory complex protein pan1. Lineage: Eukaryota; Fungi; Ascomycota; Eurotiomycetes; Eurotiales; Aspergillaceae. Bases 1 to 570 code for a protein of 189 amino acids. The transcript has a single exon. The record is from RefSeq and is a predicted model, not a curated record.
AUGUACUCCUCGUCGAAUUCCUUCCUCGGCGGUGGUGGUGCUGGCCGACCAGGCCAGGCACCAUUCAUGCAGCAGCAACAGCAACAGCCCUCAUACUCGCAAUUCGCCCAGGGUCAACAACAAGCACCAAUGCAGCAGCCACAGCCAACAGGCUUUGCGCCUCAGCCAACUGGCUUCGCCGGACAGCCCUCCCCUUUCGGUAGCGCCCAGCUUCAACCCCAGGCCACCGGAUUCCCCGCGGGCCAGCUCCAGCUCCAGCCGCAAUUCACCGGCUUCCCUGGCCAACAACCACAGCAGCAGCAGCCUCAGCUGCAACAGCAACAGAGCUUCCAGCAGCCUCAAUAUACCGGGUACCCUCCCCAGAACCAGUCGCAGCCGCAGGCCCCGCAACUGCAGGUGUCGCAACCGACAGGCCUCCCUACUCGUUUGAAGACCUCGUCCGAGAUUGCGAACUCCUUCCAAGCCGAUGGCUCAUCGGGCCCCCCCUCCGCAGGUGCCGCCGAAGACUGGUUCGAAAAUCCCGAGUAUUCGACUGUCGUUCAUCACUGCGCAGGACCAGGCCAAGUUUGA